ACUGCCUGCAGCAGGCGUCGUUUUGCGCCACUUAACCUAUUCACUGUCGUGUCAAAUUGGCCGGUUUUUUUGAUUUUAAUUUGUAAAUAAUAUAAAGAAUGAUGAAUGCAGACUCUGACUUGGAGGACGACGAGGAGGAGAUCUUGGUUUACGUCGAAUUCGACAAUUGCAUUUCGAGUGACGUUUUCAGCAAGGAAGAUCUCAAAUUGGACAUGCUCGGUCUCGAUUCCGAGCACCCUGUCAUGCAGAUCAAUGGCAAAUUCUUCGAGGGGACAUACGAGGAUGCCGUAGGGACAUAUCUAUUCUUUGAAAACGAUCUCGAGCCUAAAGUAGACGAUCCUGUUUUUGAUAAAGUACCGCGUUACAGGUAUUACAAUAAAACAAGAAAGGUUUUAAAGAUGCAGAGAGCUUUUUUGAUACCUAGGAACGAAGUCGUGGGAGACUCUGAGCAUCCGGAAUGUGUACCAAAUCUAGAAACACUCAAAGAAGCCGGUGUACCACCAAAAUAUCAAGAUCAAGCAUUGGACUUUUGGGGAGAUGCUAGAAUAAGCAGAGUGCAAGCUUUGAAUGAUUACAUGAAGAAGCAGCAACACCGACACGAAAUGAGAAUGAAAGGUUUUGAACUGGAAUCAGAAUCAGAUGAUGAUAGUCCAUUUUCAAUAUAUAAAUCAAAUUAUGAACAGCAAUUGGAAAAUGGGACAGGUAAUGUUCAAGAUCUUGAAUCGCAAGUACAGAAUUUGGAAAACGUUCUUCAAAAUACUGAUAUUGAAGAGGAAUCAAGUAUGCAGUAUAGUACAAAUUCCAGACAAAAUUUGACAGUUUUAGAUCCAGGGCCUUCUACUUCUAAAGAUAGUAUACCUUGGAACGAUGAAAAUAUUACUGAAAAAUCAAUGCCGUCUAAAAAAGUGAAAACUGUUGGAAAAGUGAAAGACACAUCUAAUAAAAAAACUAAACCAAAAAGGGUUAAAAAAGUUUUAGAUUUAAAUGAAAUCGAAGGUUACUCUGAAUAUCAAGCUAGAGUCGCAGCAGGCAUUCAAAAUGACCCUGAAAAAAUUACUGGGGAUAUUGAGAAUGGUAAUUCAGAAGAAUUAAUGCAACGAAAAUUCCUUGAGAGUAUUAAAACUGAAGAGAUGGAAGUCGAAGAAGAAAAUGCAGAGUUAUCUGAAUUGGCAUUGGCUAAGGAAUUAAAAAUGACUCCUGAGCUGAUGAUGGCUAGGAAUAAAACAAAGCGGGAAAAACGUGAAGCUAAGAUGAAGGAAAUACGGGAAAAAAACGCAAACGCUCGUCAAAGCAAGAGUUGACACAAAAAUUAUAAGAAUUAUAUUAUAUUUUAAGAACUAUUAUAAUUGUUAUAACAAUUGUGUAAAAAUAUUCUGUUUGUCGAAUAAGUAUGUGAAUGGUGUGUACAGUUCAUCUUUUAAAUCACUACUUUGUUAUGUAUUUGCUUGUUGUGUAUUUUAAAACUAUGAACUGUUUAAAAUGUUAAAUCUAUGUAAAUUAUACAAUACUAUGAUGAAAUUAUUGUGAAAGUCUAUUUUAGCGGGUAAUUUGUACCAAUAACAUGAAUUAAAAUAAUAAUCAAUUUCUACAAUUUUUAAUGAAA
Molecule: messenger RNA, 1603 nt
Organism: Trichogramma pretiosum
Lineage: Eukaryota; Metazoa; Arthropoda; Insecta; Hymenoptera; Trichogrammatidae
Exons: 3
Coding region: 99-1301 (400 amino acids)
Biological process (GO): transcription by RNA polymerase III
Cellular component (GO): transcription factor TFIIIC complex
Source: RefSeq, a predicted model, not a curated record